ACUAGUUCUCCUUGUUGACGAAUAACUGAGUCACAGGCUGUCAUUGCUCAAAAGGGAGGCGCGCUCCGGACGAUCAUCGGUGACGUGAACUUCCCUCAAGCCGCUCCGGCUUCGGACGAACGCUUGAAUUUGAGCGCGGUCGUGCAUUCGCUCCGGCUGAACUUCCACUCGCUUUUAGUACACGUAUCCGUCAAGCGGUGCGUCCGUGUCUCCGGUGGUGGCACUGCUGUGGAUAGGAGUGAGCGGAUCCGAGGCACCGGUGUUCGACUCGGCCACCACGAGUUCCAGCGGCGUUCGAAGUUACCACAAUGUCGACGAUAAACUUACUAGCCCAUCAAAAAGAACUCAAAGAAGCCUGGGAAGAGGUUCUCGAUCAGAACAGGCCGACUAACUGGGCACUCUUCGGCUAUGAAGGCCAAACCUAUAACCUCAUGCUCGUGUCGAAAGGCGAUGGGGGUCUCGAAGAGCUACAAGAUGAGUUCCAGAGCGCUGCCAUUAUGUACGCCUUCUGCACAGUAUCGAUUCCGCCAUCCGGCGUCAAGCGCAAUGUUCUGAUCAACUGGCAGGGAGAGGGAGCGCCCGUGGUCCGCAAGGGAUGUUGCGCCAAUCACCUGGCGGAGGUCGAGAGGUUUUUCAAGGGACACCAGUUGACCAUCAACGCGCGAUCAGACGAUGAGGUUGAACCACGGGCAAUCCUCGAACAGCUAGUUAAAUGCUGUGCGGCUGCCUCCAUUCAGAGAGCCAGCGACUCCAUAGUGGACAAUCCCUCGGCGGGCCCCGUUUCGAGCGUCUAUCAGCGAGUUCAGCCGCAGAAAGACGUAACUUCCAUGAGUGAGCGGGAGAAAUUCUGGCAGCAGCAGCAAGAAGAGGAAAAAAGACGAGCGAAGGAGGAAAAGAAGAACAUGGAACAGCGACAAAGAAACCUUAAGGAUGAAGAAUUACGUCGGGAGACGAAUGCCGCGAAAGCCCGGGAGGAGAAGUACCGCCAGGACUCGAUAGAGAAAACUGCGAAUGGCCACAACGGGCGGAAAGCAUCUUCAGGAUCGGUGAAAAAAAUUGACACUUCUAUGUGGGAGAAGCAAAUAGCUGCCGCGGAGAAAGAGGGGAAGCCCGCCAUACCACUGCCGAGCCAGAAGGUCAUGCGGAAGAAAAACAUCGGCGGGGUGAGCGCUGUCUUCGAAAACCAGAAGCCGGCGGAACCGACUGCCAGCACAAACAAAAACAAUGUACCGGGGAAAAUUGUGAUCCCCAAGUUCGAGAAUAAGCCCGUUGAGAAAACGGUCAUCCAAAUGCCACAGAAAACUGAGGAUAAAGAAUACAGCUACACGAAGAACCUGCUCACAGAAAACCGCAGAGAAUCCUUGGACACCGGGAACAACCACGAAGAGGAGCAGGAUUGGGAAGAGGAACCUCUCGAAGAGCCCCCGACCAAGAUACCUGACCCGUUGGUCGAUGCCAUGGUCGAACAAGGUAUUAUUCCAAUGGUUCCGCAGACGCCCGCGACGAACACGAUAUCAGCUAGUUCUCAACCCGAACCAGAACCUGAACCUACUGUGCCCUUAGAUAAAGGUCAAUGCGCGCGAGCCCUCUACGACUAUCGCGCCGCUGACGACACUGAGAUUUCCUUCGAUCCUAACGAUAUAAUAUCGAAUAUCGAUCAAAUCGAUGAGGGUUGGUGGCAGGGUGUCGCGCCCGAUGGCAUGUUCGGACUUUUCCCAGCGAACUACGUUGAGCUCAUUUGAAUGGACGAGCUUUGUACCUCCUAGUUGUGUGGCUUUCAGUGCCAACCAAUCGUUCCUCGAUACAUUCCAGAUGAGACGAUAGUGGACUGAGGACAUUCAGAAUCAGUUCCCCAUCCAGCUUAGAUAAUAAUCUGACGUGUGCUCGAGUCCCUUCAUGCUAUGUGAUCAACGUUUGUGUAAUACAAUAGACAGGAAGCACGGACAAGUAAAGCAGCAAUCCAUCUGGAGCGAAUUCAAGCGCACGUUAGCUCUUAACCCACGGGAAGAGACAGUCAUCAUUUGUUUCACUGAAUGAUGGAGGUACCGACGAUUUUCCCGAUCUGCUCACUGAACUCAGAAAAUGUCCCAUCCAUUGAGAACACAGCUACUGCAUACGCCAGUCUGGAUGUAGGGAAAUUUCAGAUUCCCCCUUCCCCUAGACGAGUAUCUUCCCCAUGACCCGAUCAGUUCUUGGAUAUUUCCGAACUACAAGCUUCGACUCAAUUCAAUCCGAAACUCCAAUUUCCUUAAGUUGUAUAUUCGCGAGUGACUAAU
Messenger RNA from Galendromus occidentalis (western predatory mite), 2276 nucleotides. RefSeq names its product Actin binding protein 1 (gene Abp1). Gene Ontology annotation, molecular function: actin filament binding. Gene Ontology annotation, biological process: positive regulation of axon extension; positive regulation of dendritic spine morphogenesis; postsynaptic actin cytoskeleton organization. Gene Ontology annotation, cellular component: cortical actin cytoskeleton; lamellipodium; postsynaptic density. NCBI's taxonomy places the organism in Eukaryota, Metazoa, Arthropoda, Arachnida, Mesostigmata, Phytoseiidae. The coding region runs from base 309 to 1742 and encodes 477 amino acids. The transcript is spliced from 9 exons. The record is from RefSeq and is a predicted model, not a curated record.